This is a messenger RNA of Megachile rotundata (alfalfa leafcutting bee), 1914 nucleotides long. Its product is annotated as amine oxidase [flavin-containing] A-like. NCBI's taxonomy places the organism in Eukaryota, Metazoa, Arthropoda, Insecta, Hymenoptera, Megachilidae. Gene Ontology annotation, molecular function: oxidoreductase activity. The record is from RefSeq and is a predicted model, not a curated record.
AUGGCAGCUGACUUUGCAGAUCAUGAAUUUGUUAAAGAAGAUGUGAACGAUUUUGAUGUUAUUAUUAUAGGCGCUGGUCUAUCUGGCCUUACAUGUGCAUAUAAUAUUCUGAGAAAGAAAGCUGGGUUAGAUGUCUUAAUAAUUGAGGAAAAUAAUGAAGUUGGAGGCCGCAUUUUACCAAAAGUUCUUAGCCAAACUUAUCAUGCUAAUUUCUUGCAACAGCAUAUAACUGAUCUGAUAGAAUCAUUGCGUAUAAAUGUCAAACCAGGAAAAAUUAUUAAUACAAGGGAAAAAAUACUGUAUUCGAAAUCUGGACCAUCACGGAAUUUACCUAAAUAUUAUGGAGCUGAAAUUUAUUCCUUUCUUGACAUGAUUGAAACAGAAGCAUUGUCGCUUGUAUUAAACAAUUAUACUGAUAAUGAAACAGCUCAUCUUGCUGAAACAAGCGUGGAAGACAUGUUACGCAAAUAUGUUUAUUUUUCCUUCGCACGUUUGCUAUGUCGAGCAUAUAUUUGCAGUACAUGUGCCAUGCGAAACCUCAAUGACGUUUCCGCUCUUUGGUUGCUGGUUACAUUAAAUGGCGCCUCAGGUCUUUUCAAUCGAUUGAGGAUUACGAUUGGUGACGACAAUCGAUUUUUUAUACAGGGUGGUGUAAUUAAAAUAGCUCAGGAAUUGUUAAGAAAUAUUUUACGCCUCAACGGUAAAAUACGAUACCAGGAGACAGUUAAUGAGGUUAAAUUCAACGAUGAUCGAGUGUAUGUAUUUACAGAAAAAAGCAGUUUAAGAUGCAACUUAGCGGUGAUAGCAGUGCCUCCACCAGAGCAUAAUCGCAUUGCCAUCGAACCAUCCUCACAGUGUUUAUUAAAUACUCAAAUUUUAUAUACACCUGGCAAGAAUAUAUUCUUCAACGUUGUUUAUAAAAAUCGAUAUUCGAAUAAUGAUUCUAUAAAGGACAUCGUAACUACAUGGGACUUGAACAGCAAUCUAAAUAUUGCUUACAAUGUAACUCACAGCAAAUCAGAAAACUCUAUGCUUUCUGGAUUUCUUGCGGAACCUAAUUCCACGCAAACAAGUAGAAAGGAAUUAUUUGAUACGUUACACGAGUGUUUCAAAAGUGAGGAAACCUCGGAAUAUCUGCAAUAUACAGAAUACGAUCACUUUUUGAAUGGUGAAAUGAAAGGUGGUAGUCCUAUGAGUGUUCUGAUGCCCACAUUAGUGAAUCAUGUCAGUUUGCAUACGGGUACUGCGUUUGGAAGAUGCAACUUAGCGGUGAUAGCAGUGCCUCCACCAGAGCAUAAUCGCAUUGCCAUCGAACCAUCCUCACAGUGUUUAUUAAAUACUCAAAUUUUAUAUACACCUGGCAAGAAUAUAUUCUUCAACGUUGUUUAUAAAAAUCGAUAUUCGAAUAAUGAUUCUAUAAAGGACAUCGUAACUACAUGGGACUUGAACAGCAAUCUAAAUAUUGCUUACAAUGUAACUCACAGCAAAUCAGAAAACUCUAUGCUUUCUGGAUUUCUUGCGGAACCUAAUUCCACGCAAACAAGUAGAAAGGAAUUAUUUGAUACGUUACACGAGUGUUUCAAAAGUGAGGAAACCUCGGAAUAUCUGCAAUAUACAGAAUACGAUCACUUUUUGAAUGGUGAAAUGAAAGGUGGUAGUCCUAUGAGUGUUCUGAUGCCCACAUUAGUGAAUCAUGUCAGUUUGCAUACGGGUACUGCGUUUGGAAGGGUUUUCUUUGCAUCUAGCGAAUAUGCUACCAAUUGGCCAGGAACUAUAGACGGCGCAAUCGAAGCUGGUAAAUUCACUGCUUAUUCGCUUCUAUACAGAAUUAGACCACAGACGCUUACCGCUCGUGAAAUAGCCAGUUUUAAGUACGCAUUUUACACUAUUAUAUUACAAAUACUCCUAGAAUAG